AUGGCUGAUGAUAAAGUGGAAGAAUCUAAUGGGACAGCUCAACACUACAUAGGGUGUGCAAUAUGUGAAGUUAGCUCCAACUUAUACUGCAAUGACUGCCACCAGAGCUUGUGUGAUCAGCACCGAGAUGUCCAUCUCAAAGAAGAGAGAAACAGACACCAUGAAGUUGUUCUGUACAAAGACAGAAGAAUACGUUUACCGGUCGAAAAAUGUACAUUUCAUCCGACAAAAGAUCUUGAAAUCUUCUGCGACUCUUGCAGGGAUCCUAUUUGUUUCAGAUGCUCUACUUCAAAUCACAGAAAUCACCAGACCUCCGAUUUAGAGAUUGUCUAUAAUAUAACACUACAGCAAUGUAAAGAUCAGCUGACAAAAAUCCGUGAAGUAAAACUUGAUUCCCAGAAAGAACGAACAGAACAAGAUGAAGAAAGAUUUAAUCUGACGAAAUCAGCCAUGGAACGAAGAUUCAGUGAGAUAGAAGACAUUUUAAAUAUUGUUCUUUCCGAAAAGUUGAGUGAACUUGGUGCAAUGAAAGAUUCAUAUUUUAAAGAAACAGAAAAAGAGAUAUCAAAUAUAGAAGCCUCAAUUGCCCAACAAAAAUACGAGAUGGAAAGGACAUUAACGAAGCCGUCAAGCCUCUUAAAAUUCCAUCAGAGAUUGAUAUCACAUGCACUGGAGGAAGUACAUGACCUUGUAACUGAUCAUUCGACAUUACCGACAUUCAUUAAAGGUAUAGAAGAUAAAAAGGUGAUCGAAAAACAAUUUGGAGAAAUUAAGUGGCCAGUAAAAAAACUGUAUUCAGGUCCUCACGAAGAAGCUAUUAAUUUAAGCCAGAGCUUUCCACCUCUGAGUAAGGAGAGAGAAGCAGAAAGCAGAAGGACAAUGCUGCCACUGUGCGAUAUUCUAGGUGCUCCGAAAAUUAAAUUUGAUGUGAAAAAGGAAGGAAUGAUGAACAUUCGUACCCCAGCCUAUCAUUUAUCUGGUUUGUCCUCUGGGAAUUUCUGGGCCAGUAACAGCUGGGGUGAGCUCAUCUUAUUUGACAAGAAGGGGAAUGUUUUAAAGAAAAUAACUACUAACGUAGUAGAUGCCAUGGGUUAUCACACAACCACCAUAGAGGGAAAACUUUUCUUCACAAUUGCCAAAAGUAAAGCAAUAUUCCAAGUAACUAGCGAGUUGACCACCUCGAAAAUUAUCUCGUGUGAGGAGUGGGAACCAGGGGCCAUUCACUCCUCCCACAUUAAUGGAGACAUACUAGUGGGUAAUAAUAAAAAUAAAGAAUUCAAGGUGACAAAAUUUACAAAGGAAGGGAGGAAACUCCAGGUGAUCCAAAGAGAUGAAGAAGGGAACAACCUUUACAAGAGUAUAAACUACAUCACAGAGAACAUCAACGGUGACAUCUGUACAUCAGACUAUACCGCCCAUAGCGUGGUAGGGGUGAGCAGAUCCGGACAGCACCGGUUCUCUUACUUAGGUCACAAGUCUCAGUCUGAAUUCCAUCCUAAUGGUAUCCGUACAGACAAGCUGGGACAUAUCUUGGUGUGUAAUAGCUACUGCGCCUUGCUUGGCCUCAGAAAUUAUUCCAGUGUCCACCUGCUGGACAUUGAUGGUCAAUUCCUUUCACUUUUACUCUCACCAGAUCAAUGUCCGGAGAAACCCCGGGCUCUCUGUUUGGAUGACCAUGACACAUUAAUGGUCGUGGGUGAGGAUAGUGCUACUGUCACUUUGUACAAAUAUUUCCAGAUGAAAGAAAACUAA
Molecule: messenger RNA, 1752 nt
Organism: Saccostrea cuccullata (small rock oyster)
Lineage: Eukaryota; Metazoa; Mollusca; Bivalvia; Ostreida; Ostreidae
Exons: 1
Coding region: 1-1752 (583 amino acids)
Molecular function (GO): zinc ion binding
Source: RefSeq, a predicted model, not a curated record